AGUACUUUUCCCCAAAGUUAAAGCAGCGGCGUUGGAAGCACAAUAGAGUCAUCGCGCUUGCUGACAGCUUUCAAGUUUUAGCAGUGAAUUCUCGUCAACCGCAGCUCACUCUGUUUCCAAUUACAGAAUAAAAAAAAAAAAAAAAAAAAAAAAUUCAAUCAAAAAAAAAAAAAAAAAAAAAAAAUUCAACAAACAGUCGGCUAGAGCAACUGAUAAAUGGCAUCGGACCUGGCGGAGUUCCUGUGGAACAAGUUCUUGAAAGCUUUGGAAGAAGCAGAGCCUGAAUUACAUUUACGAAUCGUCUCUCAUUUUAAAGCUAUCAAAAGAGUCAUUAAAAUUCAAAGUUUUAAGAGAAAUACGUUCUUGUCCACUAGGCUUUGCCCAUUGCUUUACGAUCUCAAUGACGCAAUUUCUGAGUGCAGAGUCUUCGCGCAGCAAAGGAGGUUAAUAAGUAGGAAUUCAGUUCGUUUCAAUCCGCUUACGGAGUUCUAUUUUGUGCAGACGAUGAAGAGACGGACGGCCAGAAUCAAAACCAGAUUUAUAGGACUGGCUGAUGUAGCAGAAGAAGCAAUAGAAGAAGGAGGAGAGCGAAUCUCUAAGUCCCUUCCGAUUACGUUUCCAAGAGGCGAAGCGUCUAAUGUUAUCGGUUUCCAUAUCUACAAGGCCAAGUACAAGGAGAAACUACUGCAAAAUAAUGGUGGAUUGAAGGCAAUUGGGAUAGUUGGGAUGGGCGGCUCAGGAAAGACGACGCUUGCCCUAGAGAUUUCCAAUGCUAAAAGCGUGAGAGGAGAGUUCUCAACAAGAAUUUUUGUGCGGUUAUCGGAUAUUACUAGGAGUAAUGAACCAGAAAUUGGGCGUAAGGUGGUGAAGCUUGUUCUGGAAGCGUUAGGCUAUGAUAUUUCUCGGUUGAGAGAUACUAAUUUGGAUUGUCUUUUGUCAAUUCUUUCUUGUCGUUUACUUUACAGGAGGUAUUUGAUUGUGUUGGAUGAUGUGUGGAUUAUUCAUGAGUUUUGGGAUUCUUUUUUAAAGGCAUUGCCGGUGCAACCUGGUGGAGCUGUCAUUGUAACAAGCAGGUUGAAGGAAGUGGCUAAAAAGAUUGUGGGUGAGGAAAACUUGUUUGACAUUCCAGCACUUGAUAAUGAAGAUUGUUGGCAGAUCUUUGUGAAUAUGGUUCAUCAGGAGAGAUUAAUUUCAGUGGAUCAUCAUAUUUUGGCAAAGAUUAAGGAAGAAAUUAAGGACCAAUUUCAUGGUCUCCCUUUAGCUGCUAAGACACUUGCGAAGAUCAUUCCCAAAAGAAUCUUGGAGAUUUUUGAGCCCAAUUACUCAUUGGAGGAGUACUGCAUCCCUGUUUACAUGCUCCAAGAGGACUCAAAUGUCAUAAUUGAUACUCAUAUGCCUGAGUGUCCAGUCUUGGUGUUCAUUUAUACAAAAGAGAACCAACUUGGCAAGGAACUGUUUGACACAUUUCGAAGUCUGCUGAAUAGAAAUCAGGUUUUCAAUUUGCUGGAAGUGAAUCCUGGUGAAGAGCUAAGUAAGGUCUAUUCCAAUUUAGAUAGGCUCAAACUUAGUGGUCUUAAUCUUGCCAAUGAAAUUCAGAAUAGACUAAGAACAAUAGUUGUAGGUGGAGAUGCUGCUGUCAAUAUGCUUCUAGAAACUAUCGAUGAUCUCAGAUUGGAAAGACCACCCUCAAUUGCUCCAAUGCCUUUGGGAUCUGAAAAUGACCUAGCAUUUUCAUUUGGUUGGGGAAAGAAGAAUUCUGGGUCAGAUCGUCCUUCUGUGGUGUCUUUUCUGAAAUCUGUAGAGCACGCCAAGAAAAUGAAAAUAGACAGCUGGCAUAUUCUCAUUAGAAUGAGGGCUCCUGUGGAAGGUUCCUGUGACCCUACACCAAUUAUGCUUCCAGGGUCAUUGCACGCGUUUCAACACGUAUGCAACAUGGAAGGGUAUCAUACAUUUCGUGGAGGAUUCUGGACCUAUUUCAGCAUAGGAAUACAUGCUCAACUCGAAGAAUCGAAAAAAUUAGUUUAUCAGAACCAGAGUACUUCUGCAAGGCCUGGCUGUAUGCGAGGAUUGUUUUCAAAAUUCUCGGAGGCUUUUGAUUCGUUGAAUUUAAAUUUUAGUACAAGAUGGAUUCAGCAUUUUGUGAACAGGGGCAUAGCUUCUUAUGCAAAGAUAAAGAUCAUGAAAGGGCAAGGUCUAUGGGAAGAUGUCUAUCUCCCUUAUAGCAUCACGUCAAUUAUAUGCCUCAAUUUGCCAAGCUUUUCUGGUGGAAUGAAUCCUUGGGGAAUACCAAGUAUAAGGAGAAUGCGUGAUAGAGACUUGACUCCAUCAUAUGUAGAUGAUGGACUUCUUGAGAUUGUUGGUUUUAGAGAUGAUUUACUUGGGCUUCUCCAGCUUGGUCCAAGCAGGCAAGGGACUCGUAUUGCACAGGCACAUCGAAUCCGGUUUGAGUUUCACAAGGGUGCUUGGGAUCAUACAUUCAUGAAGAUGGAUGGAGAAUCCUGGAAGCAACCCCUACCUGUAGAUGAUGAUACAAUAGUUAUAGAGAUCUCUCACCAUGGCCAGAUCAACGUCCUUGCCACUCAUGACUGCGUGUCUAGAAGUGUUUUUGAUCCCCCGUUUCCAAUCGUUUUUUCGGAUGAAGAUGACAGUAGUGAAGAAGACUUUUUAGAAGUCGAAGUGCGAAGGAAAUUCGGUGCAGCUCCCACAUUAAGGAAAUUCGGUGCAGCUCCCACAUUCAGAAUUCCAGAUUCUGUUGAUAUUUCUCAUCUUAGCUGAGCACUAUAGUGUAGGUGUUGCAAAUUCCAUGCACUUCUAAUGGAUGAGUUCUCAGUCGUUUUGGUCCUUUUGAUUUCUAAUUCUAUAUAAAUUGUUGAUCAAUUUAGGAAAUUGUCCCUUAUGGUGAGUAAGUGUGCAUUUUUUGCAUUAUUUAGUGGGACUUGUCAGUCCACUCUGCAGAACUUGAUCUGAUCCUUCAGGCUAUUUGGUUCAAUGUGGAAAUAAGUGUGGAAUGAAAUAUGUGGAAUACGAUUUUUAUUUUCUUUUAUCAUAUUUUUAUAUUUGAAUAACACUAAUCUUUCUUAAAUAGUCUA
Messenger RNA from Jatropha curcas, 3089 nucleotides. NCBI's taxonomy places the organism in Eukaryota, Viridiplantae, Streptophyta, Magnoliopsida, Malpighiales, Euphorbiaceae. The record is from RefSeq and is a predicted model, not a curated record.